Molecule: messenger RNA, 1227 nt
Organism: Stegastes partitus (bicolor damselfish)
Lineage: Eukaryota; Metazoa; Chordata; Actinopteri; Pomacentridae
Gene: nek12
Product: NIMA-related kinase 12
Exons: 2
Coding region: 1-1227 (408 amino acids)
Biological process (GO): protein phosphorylation
Molecular function (GO): protein kinase activity; ATP binding
Source: RefSeq, a predicted model, not a curated record
AUGGAGAAGUACGAGAAGGUUCUCCGUUUGGGCAGAGGAGGAGCAGCAGAGGUGUUUCUGAUGAGACACGUGGAGCUGAGGAGCCUGUUCGCUGUGAAGAGGAUCAAAGUGGAGAAGACCAGGACAGGCACUAGUGAGAGGGCUGUGCUCCAGGAGGCCGAGAUCAUCAGGAGGCUGCAGCACCCAAACGUUGUGCACUGCAGCGACGCCUUCGUGAACCCCGCAGACGGAUUCAUCUACAUUGUGAUGAGUUACUGUGAUGGAGGAACGCUGGACGACAAGGUGAAGGAGAGGAAACAGCAGGAGCUCUUCACAGAGGACACAGUGAUGGGCUGGUUCGUGCAGGUCGCCGUGGCUGUUUCCUACAUACACCAGGCCAGAAUACUGCACAGGGACAUCAAAACCUCCAAUGUGCUGCUGACGAAGCAAGGCGUGGUGAAGUUAGGGGACUUUGGCAUAUCCAGAGUCAUGACCAACACGGCUGACAUGGCGUCCACGUGCGUUGGGACGCCCAGCUACCUCAGUCCUGAGCUUUGUCAGGACGUCCCGUACAGCUGCAAGUCUGACAUCUGGGCUCUCGGGUGUCUCCUGUAUGAGAUCUGUGCUCUCAGGCCUCCAUUCGUAGCCACAAACCUCCUGAGUCUGUUCUACAAGAUCACCAGAGGGGAGUAUGAUCCUGUGCCAAACACGUUCUCACACAACAUUUCCUCUGUGAUCGAGGAAAUGCUCAGCCUCAAUCCAGAAAACAGGCCGACUGCUGCUUGUAUACUCAGUGGUGCUUAUGUGCAACAUCACCUGGAGUCGGUCAAAGAGAGACAGACAGAUUUCACUCCUGUGGUUGAUAUUAACAAUGAAGACAUUAACAAAAGACUGGGGUCAGAUGUUGUCAGUCAGUCACGGGAGGAGAGAAGUGAUGCGGAGAAGGAGGAGGAUGCUGUGAAUGCUGGUGAACAGAGCAGCUGCUACUAUCCUGAGGACUUUGAGGAAGAUGGAAGUUUUUGCAGUGAACACUCGGGAAGCGAGUCUGUCGUGUUUCCAGAAGCUUCGGAACAAGUUGAAUAUCCGGAUGACUUUGAAGAAGACGAGGAAAAGGAAGACCACGAUGCAGACUUUGUCCACACUGCAGCUCCUCAGCAGCCACACGACGACACGCUGGUGGAGGAAUUUCAGCUCUGCGAUGCCGGAGGACUGACCAUCACGCUGAAAGCCUGGAAGGAAAAGGGCUGA